AUGAUAUCAGAUGCAAGAUCGAAAAAACCAUAGUUUGGUGAAAUAUUUAUAACAAAUGAUGAAGUAAAUGGUUCCUUAGAAUCUUUAAAGCAUUUUCGUGGUAGAUUAAUAACAAAUGCCUGUGGAGGAUACAAGAAAUUAUUUAUUAUAGAAGAAAGCUAUUCAAACGAAGGUUUAGUGAGUAGUUUACAUGCUCCCGAAUAUGAUGAUUAUGAUUAAACAUUUGCCGAAGAAGCAAAAAGUGUGAAAAAUUUAGAAGAUAUAUUUUAAGCAUUUAAUGAUAAAGGAUAAAUAAAAAAGAUGGUAUGUGGAAAAAAACAUACCGUAUUUAUAACAGAGGAGGGUAAAAUAUAUUCAUAUGGAAUAGGAGAAUAUGGUUCUUUAGGACAUGGGGGUUUAAUUUAUAGUGAUAUUCCUAAAAACAUAAUAAAAUUUAAUUAAAAAAAAAUUAUAUAAAUUACAUGCGGCGAAUUUCAUACAUUAGCACUAACAGAUACUUAUGAUUUAUAUAGUUGGGGAAGAGGAUUUGAAGGAUAAUUAGGGACAGGUAAAGAUUGUGCUUCUUUUCCUUGUUAUGUGAGUAUUUUUUAUUAAAAAUAUGACUAUGAGAAUAAGAAAGAUUAGAAAAAAAUUGUCAAAUAUAUUGCUUGUGGGGCUUAUCAUUCUCUUGCAAUUAGUGAUGAUGGGAUUUUAUAUGCUUGGGGAGAGGCAAGGUUAGGAUAAACAGGAAAUGGGAAAUCUAAAAGUGAGAAAUAUCCUAAAAUUGUUAACUUUGGAAAUAAUUUAAAGGAAGAAAAUAUUUUAGAAGAUAAAAUUAUUUGCGUAAGUGGAGGAUAUGGACAUUCAGCAGCAGUACUCGAAAGCGGAGAAUUAUAUACUUGGGGUUUAAAUUUUAAUGGAUAAUUAGGACACGGAAGCAUUAAAUCAAGCUAUUUCCCUUAAAAAGUUGUUAAAGAUAUUUUAGGGAAUAAUAUACCUUUAUUUAAAACUGUUUAAUGUGGUUAUAAUAAUACUUUCGCAAUUGAUAUUAAUGGUUAAUUAUGGAGUUGGGGAGGAGGUAAUUUAGGACAUAAAAACAAUCAUUUUUAAGAUUUGCCUAGAAAAAUAACUUAGAAUACAUAAAAUAGAAAAUUUAGUGAAAUACAUGCAACUAGUAAUUCGGCAGUAUUUUUUGCUCCAAUGAGAAUAAUGUCUGUAAGACCCAAUUAUGGACCUUCAUGUGGUGGAACUUUAAUAUCAUUAUUAGGCACGGGUUUUACCGAAACAGGAAAAUAAGGACUUCGUUUUUAAUUUAAGAACUAUAAAAUCGAAAUUGCUUUAAAUUAUGAUCAUUAAACGGAAAGUUUUUACUGUUAAACACCUAAAUUCGAUGAUAUAAGUGAAGAAGUAAUUUAAUGGCCAUUAAUAUCUUAAUUAGAAGUUACUUUAGAUGGAAAAAUAUAUACUGAAUGUGAAGAAAGUUUCCUUAUUUAUUCUUCGAAAAUAUAAAUGACUUCUAUAGAACCGAAAUGUGCUAGUGUUGAAGGAGGAACUUUACUUGCUUUGAAUAUUAAUAUUGAUGAUUUAACAGCUUCUUAUUUAAAAUAUUUAACUGUUGGAUUCUAGUAGAGAUUAAGAAAAGAUACUAUUAAUAUUUAAUAAAAUUCUACAAAAAAUAAAAAAAAUUCUUUAUAAAAAAUAAUAAAUCCAUUAGAUCUUGAUAUUUCAGAUCCGGAAUUAGAAAAAGAAAAUUGGGUAUGUGUAUAAGGAGAAUACGAUAAAGGAAAAAUAACGUGCGAAGUUCCUAAAUUAGCAGAUUAUAAUUCUGAAUCAUUAAAUUUUAAUGUCGAUGUAUCUUUAAAUGGUCAAUAAUUCACAGGUUAGCCAUCUUCUUUUAGGUUUUAUGAUAUUUAAAUACAUAAAUUGGAACCAAAUAAUGAUGCUUUAAGUGGAGGAGCUACUAGUAAAUUAAUGGGAGAAGGAUUUUUUGACACUUUAACAAAAAAAAUUAUGUUUAAAAGUAUUUACGGAGAAAGACUUAUUGAUAUAAAUUGGGAUAAAAAAGAAAGAACUUUUUCAUUUAUAGUUCCUCCAAUUACAUGGCUUUUAGGAGGACAAGAUCCAUCUCCUGAAUUAAUAAAAUAAGUGUAAAAUGGUUAAAUUUAAGUAUUUUUAACUUUAAAUUCUAUUUAAUGGAUUAAAGUUUCUAAUUUUUUAUAUGCUGAAGCCUAAAUUACACGAAUAGGACCUGUACCUGAAUGGGAAAAAGGAAUGAAUGAGGAAGCUAUUAAACUUAAAUGGAAUAAUGCAGAAGAAAUAGUUGAUCCGUUAAAAGGAUUGAGUAGUGAUGCUGAAAUAAAGAAAAAAAUGAUGAAUUAAAUAAAAUAUUAGAUACUGAAAUUUAUGAAAUCUACAGUUGUUAAAGGAGUUUAUAAAAAUUCGUAGAAAAUCGGAGUUAUUAUUCCGGAAUUAGAUUAAGUUCCUUAAGGGAUUUUCGAUAUUGGAAUUGAAAUUUCUUAUAAUGGAUAAUGCUUUAGUAGUUCAGGGAAAACUUUUAGAUAUAUGAGUUUUGGAAAAGAUUUACCAUUAGAAUAAAGAGCUAAAUGGGAAGAUGGAGAACUUAAAAAUAUAAAAAAAAGUGCACCAAAACCACCUAAAUGA
Ichthyophthirius multifiliis is the source of this 2640-nucleotide messenger RNA. Its product is annotated as rcc1 family hect domain protein, putative. The record is from RefSeq and is a predicted model, not a curated record. The transcript is spliced from 10 exons. Lineage: Eukaryota; Ciliophora; Oligohymenophorea; Hymenostomatida.